UGACAGGGGCUUGCAUCGCAAUGGAGAAGAUUCCACGCAAUGGAAAGCACCGAGUAUCUCCCAGUCAUCGCUCCUCGCUCCUCGCUCCUCACCCCUCGCGACUGCCCAAUGUUUGUCCGCCACGACGCUGCUGCUCGCGGUCCCGUCAUUCAUCGCCGCAUCAUCCACUGCCCGACCUUGAACAUUACUACUGUACAUCCGAUCCCUUACAGUCCUAGUGUGGUAGCGUUCUGUUCUUGCAUAACCCUGCCAACCCUACACCACCAAGCGCAGACCGCGAUCCCACCACCCAUCCCCAAGAUAUCCAUACCUUCGACGAAAUAGGCGUUUGUUUACUGCGCAAUGGGUAACCUGUUGUCGUCGUCCGGUGCUCCUAAGGAGAAGCUCGAAGCCGCCGAGAGGGACCUCAAGUCACGCGACGACACCAUUGCAGCCAAGGAGAGAGAAGUGGAGCAAUUGCAGAAGGAGCUUCACGAUACAAAACACAAGGCCGACAAUGCAACCUCCGAGGCGACCAGCCUGAAAGCCAAGCUGGCCCAGCUCGAAUCUCAGCUCAAGCAGUUGCAGGCGGAGAGAGAAGAGCUGGUUGGAGGGCUCACCACCCAAUUGGACAAGAUCCAGAAGGACUCGGCACAGAAGAGCGCGGCUUAUGAUCGCAUGUCGCAGUCGAUCUCGCAGGAACGUGACCAGGCCCGGAAAGAGCUGAGCGCCGUCCAAGAAAAGUUUGCCACCUACGAGGCCAGCAGGCAGAAGCUUGAGAAUGACCUCGCUGCCACCAAGAAGGAGCUCGACGAGGCUAAGCAGGCCAAGACCGAUCUGGAGACCACAUUGAGAAACGAGCUUGCCACAUUUCAACAGCAAUUGUCCGAGUCGAAGCAGAAGCACGACUCACUGCAAAGCGCGCAUACCACUCUCGAGAGCAAGUUGGAGAGUGUCAAGAGCGAGGCUGAUGCCAGCCUUGCCGCAGCAAAGAAGGAUCUUGCCGAGAGUCAAGCCAAGAUUGUCGCCCUCCAGACUUCGAGCGAGUCAGCUGCCAAAGACUCUGAAACCAAGCUUGCAUCCGCGCAGCAAGAGCUUGCGCAGGCGAAGGAGAAGCUCGCGGCUCUCCAAGCAUCUACCGACAAAGCUAGCAAGGAAUCCGAAGAGAAGCUCGCUGCUGCUCAGAAGCAAAUCUCAGACGCUACAGCAAAGAUCGCAUCCCUCGAACAGGCCAACAGCAACCUCAAGAAGACGUCCGAGGAUGGCGCCAAGGCUGCUGAGGAGCUGAGCAAUGUUCAAAACAAGCUUGCCGCCCUUCAGAAUCAGUAUGAUGAUCUCAAGGCCAAGUCAGAGUCCGAGCUCGCCAACGCCAAGCAGACCAUCGAUAAAACCCGCACCGAACACGCGUCGCUUCAAGUCUCGCAUAACAAGCUUUUCGAGGAGCUACGCGCCAUUAAGCAGGCUCUAGCUGACGAGAAGAAGAAAGAGGCGAAUCUCGAGGAAUCAAGCAAGGUGGAAAUUGACAAGUACAAGGCGCAGAUCGAGAAGCUUAAGACGAGCGGCGCUACCAGCGACGAGGCGACCAAGAAGCUGAAGGAGGCACACGAGGCUGAGCUUGCAAAGGUCAAGGCGUUGGCGGAUGAGGCUUCAUCGAAGGUCAAGACGGUUGAGCAAGAGAGUGCGGCACUCAAGAAGCAGCAAGAAGAUUCCGAGGCCAAGCUCGCCGAGCUUAAGCAAGCCAACGAGAGCAGUCACAGCAAGAUCGCCGAGGCGGAGGAGAAGGUGAAGGCUGCUGAGACGGUAAGUCUGACGACGCCGUACACCAGCUACCAUCUCGCCGAACUCGAAGCUCAACACGCCAAGACCGCCGACACGCAGCACGACCUGACCGCCCAGCUUACCAAAGCCGAGCAGGACCUUGAGGCCGCCAAGAAAGAGAAAGAAGAGGCAUCGAAGAAGGCCGACGAGCUCGAAAGCGUGCAGAAGAAGCUUGCCGAAGCAGAACAGGCUCGAGAAGAGGCCGAGAAGAAAGCUGCUGCCCUCGAGAGUGAGCUCAAGGGGCUGAAGGAGGCAGGGCACCCCCCCGCUGUCAACGGCGUAGACGAGGCUGCACAUGCCGUCACGGCUGCUGCAUAAAAGAAGCAGCAGCAGCGGAAUUGGACAUGAUCUUUCCGAGCGACGUUCGUGCGAAAAGAGCUUUGAGGAUGGGAUGGGUUAGGAUACGAUGUGACUGCUUGCGAUUGGAAUUUGAAUUCUAGUACCCUGUGUGAUUGACGUGGCUUUUUUCGAUACCCCCCCCGAUCAUUGCAUUCAUUUGAGCGUUUGCGCUUGGAAGUCUCGAAACUAUCAAUAGGUAGUAGUAGUGGUAGUAGCGGUCGUAGAUUGAAGAAGCUGGGUUCGUAGUUGGGGAAUGUCUGUGCUGUGAGUAAGGACUGUAUGUAGAUUGUAAAAAUUGAAGGUUUGAAAGUUC
Molecule: messenger RNA, 2449 nt
Organism: Pseudocercospora fijiensis CIRAD86
Lineage: Eukaryota; Fungi; Ascomycota; Dothideomycetes; Mycosphaerellales; Mycosphaerellaceae
Exons: 2
Coding region: 343-2115 (590 amino acids)
Source: RefSeq, a predicted model, not a curated record